This is a messenger RNA of Lotus japonicus, 333 nucleotides long. RefSeq lists its product as uncharacterized. The coding region runs from base 1 to 333 and encodes 110 amino acids. The record is from RefSeq and is a predicted model, not a curated record. The transcript has a single exon. NCBI's taxonomy places the organism in Eukaryota, Viridiplantae, Streptophyta, Magnoliopsida, Fabales, Fabaceae.
AUGGCAAAGCGUUUGGACAGAGCUCUUGGCGAUGUGGCUUGGCAGCUGCGAUUUCCGGAAGCGUAUGUCGAACACUUAGCUCGUGUGUACUCGGACCACUCCCCCUUGCUGGUUCGGUUUCAUGCACCGUCCGACGAUAGAUUACCUCGUCCUUUUCGUUUUCAAGCGGCUUGGGCCAUGCACCCGUCGUUUGGUGAUCUUGUUGCCACUUCUUGGGGACGUUAUGCACCAUCACUCACUAGGAAGCUCCAUCAUGUGCAGCGGGCAGCCACUGAGUUCAACAAAAGUGUCUUUGGCAAUAUCCAUAGGCGCAAACACAGAUUGGAGCAAUAG